CCGGGGAGCAGCGUAACCCGGGGCUCUGUGCGGGGCGUAGGGAUUGGUCUCUGAGGGAGCGGAUAAAGGCUGGGUAGGAGGGCGGAAGAAGCUGCCUGGAUUAGCUGUGCUGAACUGGCUGGGAAACUUGAGGGGACAGAGAGUUCAGGAUUGUGCCCUAAAGGUUUCUUAGGACACCACGUGCAGCCCGCGCCUGCCUUGUGGCUCUGGUACACUGGAGCAGCUUGGUAGUGGGAGAAUAGAUAAAAGUGCAAGGGGCAGGAUUGCAAACUAAUGGUCAGUUGACUACCUGCUCCUGAGAUAGUGCAGGAACUCACAGACCUGCAUUGCUGGAAGCACACUUCCCUGGCUGCCCCAUUCUCACCCGGAUGCUGUCAGAUUCCUCAGUGUUCUUAGAGUAAAUGGUGUUUCUGGUCCCCGUGUACUCUGUAGCCAGCAUUUAGUAAAGGCCUUGAGGUCUGAUUGUGUUCAUUUUCUCUGCCAGUUAAAGAAUUAAGAGGAAGAAUCUUUAGCCACAACAGGUGGCAUGUUGGAAAAUUCUGGAACACAACCGACAGAUCUGCCAGAACCCACGAAUAGAAUAUUGAAAAUCUUUGACUAGGGGUGAAGAAAGACAUGCAGUGGACACACAGACAGGAACCUCUACAAGGCAGGGCGGGAACUGAAGGAACUCACAACAUGUUUCACCUUAGGGCUGUGUUUUCUAAAACUUUUUUUUUUAUAGUUCUUUUUUUUUUUUUAAGAUUUAUUCAUUUAUUAUAUAUAAGUACACUGUAGCUGUCUUCAGAUACACCAGAAGAGGGCAUCGGAUCUCUUUACAGAUGGUUGUGAGCCACCAUAUGGUUGCUGGGAAUUGAACUCAGGACCUCUGGAAGAGUAGUAGGGUGCUCUUAACCGCUGAGCCAUCUCUUCAGCCCUAAAACUUUUGACAGGACCUCCAUCCCUAAACUGUGUAAAAUUAGAGUUGAGUAAUUUUAAGAACAGAGAGAAUGUCUGCUUAGCCCACGACGCUUCUGGUCAACAUGACAUUAUCAGGACUUGAGCUUGUUGAAAAAGUUUAUGAGCAGGGUACUAGAAGCCAGUGGAAAACUCACAUGAACUCUUUUGUGUCAGGUCAGCAGGCUGAGGGAGAAAUCACAGACCUGUGUGUAUUCAUGUGAUUGGAAGUAAACAGAACUGUGAUAGAAAAGAAACUUGAGCCUAUUCUGAGGCACAUCCCUGUCAUCUCUGCAUUUGUGAGGGGGGAAGGGUGACAUCCCCUGCAUCACAGCAAAUUCAAGAUCAAUGUAGGCUACUUCAGUCUGUGUCAGAAAACAUUUAAACAUACUUGGUGCACAUGAGAAAUACUUUCUGUGGUUCAUUUCAUGUUUUCCAGUAAGAGCCAUGGCAAAUCCCUGCAAUCAGCAAUUUGCUGACUUACAAACUACAUGUGCUUCCCUUCUGCUGACCCAUUCCUUGUGCAAUUUAAACUUUUUUUCCAUAGCAUACUCUUGUUAAAGACAUUACAUUUUGGUGAUUAAUUGUUUGCAUUUACUAUGUGAGGAAGAAUUGUCCUCUUUCCCUUGCUUGAAUAUUCUGCCUAUUUGCAGCAAAUUUCCACUCUUUUUGGAUAGUAGUUUGUGUUAGAUUCUGCCAUGACCUGAUGAUGCUUUCUUCUGGUCUUCCCUGAAUUCUUCCAGUUUCCUCCUCUCAUCUCUAAGCUGAGAGUCCAUCAUUUCUUCAUUUCCUUUGUACAGUUCUUGACUGAUGCAGGCUGCUGUGGUUUACAUCCCUGUGUCUUUUUCUAAAGCUGCAUCGCACAUGCCUUCCCGUGUCCCUGUCCCAGAGCUUCAGCUGUUUGCAGAUGCUGCUUCCAGUUACCAGGAACAAAACCACUUCCUCCACUGUCUCUCAUGCAUACUGCCAUCUCCAACCAGUAAAGCAAACUGCUAGUGUGGGACGCCUUCCUCUUGCACAGGUUGAAGCCCUGUUCCUCUUGGUGGGUUGUUCUCUGCCCUCCCAGGCUUCCUUCAUUGUAUGUUAGUAUGAGGGAAGGAGUUACUUGUCUUUACAGCUCAUGCAUGAAGCUUGCUGUGUUAGACAAAUCAUAUCUGGGAAACUGGAAAGGAGGUGUGAUUCAGAACUUGCUGAUAUAUAUGAAGAGAAAUUACAAAUGGUUUGAACAGUUGCCAAACACAUGUGCAAGUAAUAAACCUGAGCACUGCAGAUCCUUAUUGCAUUGUCAUUUUCUGUUACAAAAGAGUCUGCCUUCAUAGGAUCCUCCAUAGUCAUUUAAAACUAAGGUGACAUAUUAGAGUUAAAAGCUAUAUGUCUGCUUGCCUGGCCAACUCUUUCAUAUUCUAUAUUCCAUCGUCCUCUUCUUUCCGGGAUCUAUGUAAAGUUAAGUCAUCGGAGUGCAAGUCCAUACUCUUUGCUGAAUAAACUCUGCUUACUGGUGCCUUAACAAGACUCAAACUAUACACAGACUGUUAAAAUCCAAAAAUACAUCUAGAGCCCUAAUGUAUGGAUCAAAUGUGGUAUUUAUUUUAAAAGUAAAAUUCUCAUUAUGUAAUCCACAUUUUCUAAGGGAGAAAAAGACCUUUACAUUUGAUCUUUCAUGUUUUUCACGUUUUAUUUCAUUCUCUCAUCCUAUAAUUGCAAGAUAUGGUAACUUGAAGCAAAAUUUUAUCAUUGUAUUAUGCCACCUUUAUGCUAGUAAAGCCCAGGGAUAGAGACUAGUGUGGGGGGCCAUUUGCCUGCUCUUCUGAUGUAGAAAGAGAGAGAGAAAGAUCUGCCAGGCAGGAUCACAGCAGAUCAGGACCUGUGUGCAGAUUUCCUGGCCUUCUGAGGCAUGGAAGGAUAGGAGGAGGUGCAUCUGAUGGUCAAGGCGAGAGGCUGAACAUUGGAUUGAAUGUGGUGGAAGGAACAGAGAGGCCUUUGUUUAAGAACAGAUAUCUGGUGUGUAUUUCUGCAUUUGUUUCUGUUUCCUUGUAACUUUGCUUCCCAUGGUACUGUGAAGUAUAAAAAGGUGGUGAAAAAUAAACUCAAUGCUGCUGCCUGCUGCCUGCUGCCUGCUGCCUGCUGCCUGCUGCCUGCUGCCUGCUGCCUGCUGCCUGCUGCCUGCUGCCUGCUGCCUGCUGCCUGCUGCCUGCUGCCUGCUGCCUGCUGCCUGCUGCCUGCUGCCUGCUGCCUGCUGCCUGCUGCCUGCUGCCUGCUGCCUGCUGCCUGCUGCCUGCUGCCUGCUGCCUGCUGCCUGCUGCCUGCUGCCUGCUGCCUGCUGCCUGCUGCCUGCUGCCUGCUGCGGUGUUGACCUGCAGUCCUCCCAAGUCUGUUUCUUGGCUCUGCAUCUUUUUUCUGCCUUUUCCAUCUUUAAUCCUCUCUCCCCGCUCUCAGAGACUGUUUGACUCUCAGCACCACCUAGGAGUUGCUGCUGCUUGAUCUGUGUUGUAUGUAUGUUAAGCCCUAUGCAGACAGACAGACAGACAGGCUGGUUAUGAAUGGAGACUCUGUAAUGUUUGGAACCUGAUCAGGAAUACAGCCCUCUCUUUACAUCUCAUGUUGACUUCCCACCAAUGUCCUGCUAAUCUUUAGUUUUGCCUGACUCUUUGAAAAAUAUAUCUCUGAGGCACAUUGAUGGGAAAUGCAAGAGUUCUUAAUAUAUCUGCUCUGUCUGUUGCUCUAGCCUUCCUCUAGGACUGGCUUCCAUCUAAGUGGAAUAUAAACAUUUACCUCCCAAUUACUGUAAGAAUAUGUGCAACUAUUAACAAGUGACAGUGUUUCUGCCUCAGGUCAGACAUUAUUUGCAUUUCUUCCCCAUAGAAAGUGAAUUUUGCAACUCUCUAAUUCCCCUGAAAUAUUUGAUGUUAAUUGUAUUGGCUAAAAUUCCUACUAGAUCGUAUCCUGUCAGGUCCACUGACCUCCGCCCACACCGUCUCACAGGAGAUUGUACUCAAGAGAGCAGAUACUUGCCCAUGCAGAAUGGAGAAAGCCAGUGCUGGGCAGCAUGUAGUGAUCCUUGCAGUUAAUUCUCUAUUGCAAGCAUAGAUUUCUCUCACAGAAAAUUGUUUUUGUCUUUUCUCUGCUCUGGGCUCUCAUCAUUCUCUACAUUGCUGGUUCUCCCACGUACUUGGUGACCCUAUGGUUAAAAGAGUGCAAUCGUUUUUUUCUCACUUACUUGUAAAGACAGGAGGACCUUUCUCUACUGGCUGUAAAGAAGCUCUCAAGACAUUUCGAUUUCUUUUCCCUUGAGAAACUUCUAUUCACCAAAGUGCUUCAUUCUGCUGGUGCUUUGGCUUCUUCCUCACUGCUGAACUCUGCUCAUGAGACAAAAGACUAUUUUCUCUGCAGUUGUUUCUUUAAAGAAGAUAUAUAUCAGUUGUCCUAUAAAGUCUUGUGACAAUAGCUAUUCCCUCCUCCCAAUGGUGAAAGCACCUUGCAUUUCAGACACAAGACUCGGGAUUGCAACUGGAUCUGGCAUGAAGAUCUGCAGAAGGACGGGUUGUCCAUAGUGGUUGGAGGUGCCUUGCCAGGUUCCAAAGGGAGAGAAGCAAUAAAUAGUCUCUCAUGGCAGUGGGCCACAGCAAUGUCCUGUAUGGGAUUAUAUCCCUAAAGAUGCCACAGUGCCGCUCAAUAUCUUGACAUUAGUAGAAGCUAUCCAAUGGGACUUAAAGCCUCACCAGUAGAAGUUACAUCAUUCUUGGAAGCUGCUACAGGAAAUGCUGUCCUUCUGGGAUGUGGCCAUUGAUUUCUCUCCAGAAGAGUGGGAGUGCCUGGAGCCUGUUCAGUGGAAUCUAUACAGGGACGUGAUGUUGGAGAAUUACAGCAACCUUGUGUUCCUGGGUCUAACUUUCUCUAAGCCAUUCUUGGUGACAUUCCUGGAGCAGAGACAAGGGCCUUGGGAUAUGCAGAGACAAGCAGCAGCCCCUGUGCACCCAGGAAGAGCACUCAGUGAUCCUGACUAUUACAGCAAUGCAACUCAGUGUAAAUCACUUUUUGUUAAAAAACAAAGAAUUUAUAUAGGGGGGAAACCCUACAAGUGUGAAGAAUGUGGUAAGGCCCUUAGUUCUCAUAAAACACUGUCUAUACACCAGAGACUUCAUACUGGAGACAAACCCUACAAGUGUAAAGAGUGUCACAAGUCCUUUAGUAGUCGCUCAUCACUGUUUAUACACCAGAAAAACCAUACUGAUGAAAAAAACUUCAAGUGUGAAGAAUGUGGCAGAUCAUUUUACUAUCCUUCAAUGCUGAAGCAACAUCAAAGAAUUCAUUCUGGAGAGAAACUCUACAAGUGUGGAGAAUGUGGAAAAGCAUUUUAUGAUCCUUCCUUCCUGAAGCAGCAUCAAAGAAUUUUCUGUGUAGAGAAACACUCUAAAUAUGAAGAAUGUGGCAAAGUAUUUUCUUCUGCUUUAACCCUUAACCAACAUAAAGAAAUCCAUACUGGAGAGAAACCCUUCCAGUGCGGAAAAUGUCACAAAGCCUUUCGUCAUCCCUCAGCCCUCAGGAUACAUAUGACAGUCCAUACUGGAGAGAAACCUUACAAGUGCGAAGAGUGUGGCAGAUGUUAUUUCUCAUCUUUAUCCCUUAGACGACAUCAAAUAAUUCACUCUGAAGACAACUCCAACAAGUGUGAAGAAUGUGGCAGAUGUUUUUCCUCAUCUUCUUGCCUUAGAAGACAUCAAACAAUUCAUUCUGAAGACAAGACCUAUAAGUGUGAUGAGUGUGGCAGAUAUUAUUCCUCAUCUUUUUCCCUUAGACGACAUCAAGUAAUCCAUUCUGAAGAUAAUCCCUAUAAAUGUGAAGAAUGUGACAAAAGGUUUACUUAUUCUGCAAGUCUUCAGGAACAUCAAACAAUCCAUACUGGAGAGAAACCAUACAAGUGUGAAAAUUGUCACAAAGCCUUUCGUCAUCACUCAUCCCUUAGGAAACAUAAGAUAGUCCAUACUGGAGAGAAACCUUACAAGUGUGAAGAGUGUGGCAGAUGUUUUUCCAGAUAUUCCUACCUUAGAAGACAUCAAGAAAUUCACUCUGAAGGCAAUCCACAGACGUGUGUGGAAUGUGGCAAAACCUUUCUUAAUGUUUAUCGUCUUACUCGACACAUAAAAGUUCAUACUAGAGAGAAAUCCUACUAAGGUCUUAAAAAAGUGUAUCCUUAUUCCAAAUAAUUCAUACUGAAUAAAUCUCUGUGACUGUAUGGAGUGUGGUAAAUAUCUUUUCUGAUCCUCAGACCUUAUCCAGCUCAAAUCAAUCCAUACAGUAAACUAUUAAGUGAAUUAGUUUGGAAUGUCAACACAAACGUCUUACUUUCACCAGCACAAAUGAUAAGAAGGUUACCAGAGAACAAUAGAGACAUUGCUGUAACCUUCCAACCAGGGGAUUCAAUAGUGUGCUUGAAUAUUGCAUGGGUUUAUGAGUUUCUUUUGUACCUAUAGAUAUAAAACGAAACUUACUUUUUUAUAAUGUGGGUCUAAGAUCUGGGCCCUAGUAUAGUUACUGUUGUUUUUCCCAAUAGGGUCACCCAAGCUCCUCUAAUGAUGUUUCUCCGAGCAUGUAGAAAGCUCUAUAAAGGGGUUGGGGACUUAGCUCAGUGGUAGAGCGCUUGCCUAGGAAGCGCAAGGCCCUGGGUUCGGUCCCCAGCUCCGAAAAAAAGAACCAAAAAAAAAAAAAAAAAAAAAGAAA
Rattus norvegicus (Norway rat) is the source of this 6654-nucleotide messenger RNA. Lineage: Eukaryota; Metazoa; Chordata; Mammalia; Rodentia; Muridae. The record is from RefSeq and is a predicted model, not a curated record.